CAAGGUAUGCUUUAGGGUUUUAAAAGAAUCGUUCGUUCAUUUGUUCAACUUUUAGGCUUUUAAAAAAAUAUGAUUUUUGUUUCAGAUUUGUAACUUUACGCUUUUAAUUGUUUUUGUCUGCAUUUGGAAUAUCUGGCUCUUUGAUCGUUCUUACGAUUCACUGCAAUCAUCAGUCAUGGUGCUUGAGGUAAUAGUUAUGGUGGUUGGAUUUUUCAGGAUUCUUUACGGCAAUCAUAAGGUUACAAAAGCGCAAAAGAAAAUAAGAAGAAAGGUUGGAAGAAAAUUGCUCCUACCAAAGAAUACUACCAACACUGAAGUUAAAUCAAAAGCAAUUAUAUUACCGGAACAAAGUUUGGCAUCCGAGAAGGCCGGUUUAGCUGUGAGCAAGAAAGGGUUGACUUUAAAAGAGCUGCUUCAGCAGACGUCUCAUCACAAUGCAAAAGUUUGCAGAGAUGCAUUGAUCGGUAUUAGGGAUAUCUUCUCGAAUCAUCCAGCAGAACUGAAAUUGCACAGACUCACCGUUAUCGAAAAACUGGGUGAGCGCAUGAGUGACGACGACAAAAUUGUGCGUGAGACCCUAUAUCAACUUCUAAACGCAGUCGUAUUUCUCGCUUGUAAAGAGGAUAACCAGGGAAUCAUCAAGUUAUAG
Messenger RNA from Helianthus annuus (common sunflower), 649 nucleotides. Its product is annotated as testis-expressed protein 10. Lineage: Eukaryota; Viridiplantae; Streptophyta; Magnoliopsida; Asterales; Asteraceae. Bases 176 to 649 code for a protein of 157 amino acids. The record is from RefSeq and is a predicted model, not a curated record. Gene Ontology annotation, cellular component: nucleus. The transcript has 6 exons.